This is a messenger RNA of Heterostelium album PN500, 2484 nucleotides long. It is a transcript of the gene plc, whose product is annotated as phosphoinositide-specific phospholipase C. NCBI's taxonomy places the organism in Eukaryota, Evosea, Eumycetozoa, Acytosteliales, Acytosteliaceae. Gene Ontology annotation, biological process: lipid metabolic process; phosphatidylinositol-mediated signaling. Gene Ontology annotation, molecular function: phosphatidylinositol-4,5-bisphosphate phospholipase C activity; calcium ion binding. The record is from RefSeq and is a predicted model, not a curated record. The transcript has 6 exons. Bases 1 to 2484 code for a protein of 827 amino acids.
AUGGCCGAUACUACUUCCGCUGAUAAUACGAUCUAUGAAAAUGGAAUGCUUGAAUUUCAACAGCAUUUCAAUUUCGAUAGUUUAAGAAAGCCAUUAGCAGUUGAUUCAAAAGGAUUGGAAAAUGAAGAGCAUACCUCGAAAAUAUUUAAUGACUUGGAGAAUUUUAAACUUGGAGUUCCAAUCACUCUUAUCAAUUCCAAGGGAAAAGCUAAUACCCAAAAAAUAGUUUUCAACUUGAGAAAACAUUUGUUACUUUGUUCAAAGAAGAAAAUUCCUUUAUCUCAAAUCGAUGAGAUUAGAGUUGGUCAAAAGACAAAUGUAUUCAAUAAUUACCAAUUGAAGGCAGAUGUUAAUCACAAGAUUGAUGUUGCCAAUUGCAAGUCGUUCUCAUUGAUGUACACUGGAAAGAGAAACAUGAGUAAGUCAUUGGAUUUCAUCUGUGAAACAGAGCAGGAAAGACGUUUGAUGGUGUCAGCUUUCUAUCACACCAUUUGCUCGGCAAAGUCACUCGACAAUGAAAUGGGAUUUGUCAUGCGUGAGUUCAAUUCAUUCGGAAAGGAUUCACUCAAUCGUGAUGAAAUCAAAAAGUUGUUGGAGAGACUGAACUAUACCACCUCCAGUGAGAUGUUGGCUCGUAUGAUGGCAAUGGUCGAUCGUAACGAUGACUGUAAUCUCGACUUUGUAGAGUUCUCUGAUCUCUUGAAAUACCUACGUUCACGUCCAGAGAUCAAGAUGAUCUUUGAGCGUUACUCUUCAGAUUCAGCUCAACAUCUUACCAUCCCACAGAUGAUCAGAUUCUUCAAAGAGGAGCAACAAGAGGAUUGGAAGGAAUCUGACUGUAUCGCUUUAAUCACCAAGUACAACCAUGAAGAGUUGCCACACAUUCUCUUUGAACAGUUGGAGGAUUACAUCGUCAGUGAUUUCAACUCUGCUGCCAUUCCAAAGACAAGAACCAUCUACCAAGAUACAAACAGACCAAUCACUGAAUACUUUAUCAACUCUUCUCAUAAUACUUAUUUGGCUGGUCAUCAACUCAAAGGUGAAUCAUCUAGUGAAAUGUAUGUAAAGACAUUGAAAUCUGGUGUUAGAUGUGUUGAACUUGAUGUUUGGGAUGGUGCUGAUGGUGAACCAAUUAUUUUCCAUGGUAAGACCUUGACUAGUCAAAUCAAGUUUUCACAUGUUUGUCAAACUAUCAAAACUUGUGCUUUUGAAAUCUCUCCAUUCCCAGUUAUUCUGAGCCUUGAAGUGCAUUGCUCUGUUCCACAACAGAUUAGAAUGGCUCACCAUCUUGUAGAGAUCUUUGGAGAUAUGCUUCCAACACCUUUGGCCGAAGAUGCCAAGGUAUUCCCAACACUUGAACAAUUGAAGCACAAGAUUCUUUUGAAGGGACAUCGUGCUGCUCAAGUUGCAACCACCCCAGGUGAAAUCCAAGAUAUCCUAAAUGAGGAUGAAGAUGAACAGGAGGAAGAGUUGGAUAGUUCAGCCGGUUCAGUCUCUGCUUCAUCGUCAUCGUCUGCCGCUUCACCAUCGUUGACAUCAUCAACCAGCAGCAGUAUCCUAAAGUUAGGAUCAUCUUUAGCCACCUCGUUGAAAUUGAAGAAAAAGAAAGACGAUGGUGCAAAGAAGAAGCCUGUCAAGGUAAAGAUUGCAGAUGAACUCUCAAGAUUGAUCUAUUUGAUCGGUUCAGGAUACAAGUCACCGGAUUUAUCAAAGAUGAAAUCACCAGCUUACAUGCACUCAUUGUCAGAGGGUGCCAUUAACAAUGUCCUAGGCAGCUAUGACUCUGGUAAGGUUGUCAAUCUCACACAAACUCACUUUAUUCGUGGAUAUCCAAGAGGUACAAGAUUCGAUUCCUCCAAUUUCGAUCCAUGUCCAGGAUGGUCUUUGGGAAUGCAAAUGAUUGCACUCAAUCAUCAGACCAGCUCCGAACCAAUCUGGGUCAAUGAGGGUAUGUUUGAUGACAAUGGUAGCUCUGGUUUCGUAUUGAAACCACCUGCACUCUGGUUUGAGAGCAACCCAUCAAUGCAAUUCGACCCAACCAUUCAAAUCAGACAUCCAGCAUCAAAGUACUCCAAGCUUUGUGUCGAAGUUAUCAGUGGUCGUCAACUUCCAAAAUAUACCAAAACCACUGGUGGUGAAGUAAUUGAUCCAUUCGUAACUGUUUCAAUUCAUGGAUGCAAAUAUGAUAAAGCAGAAUACAAGACUAAAGUUAUCGAUAACAAUGGUUUCAAUCCAUAUUGGGGAGAGGAAUUUACCUUCCCAUUGAUUAACAGUCAACUUGCUAUGUUGUUGAUUAGAGUAGACGAUAAGGAUGCCUUCCACAGACAUAAUCGUAUCGGUCACUACAGUAUCAGAGUCGAAAAUAUCCGUCCUGGUUUCAGAAUGAUCAAACUACGUAAUGAUGUUGGUGAUAUCAUUCCACUUUGUAAUUUAUUAUUAAGAUUUACUUUAUUACCAAUAAAAAAAAAUGAUAAAAAGUACUAA